GAGGGCCGCUACAGCACCAUAGAAAAGGAGUGCCUGGCCAUCAAGUGGGUGGUCCUCGCCCUCUGCUUACUACCUGCCGCGGCGCCCUUUCACCCUCUGGUCGGACCACACACCCCUGCAGUGGCUCCACUGCAUGAAGGAUGCCAAUGCGCGGAUCACCCAUUGGUAUCUGGUACUCCAGCCAUUUAAGUUCAAGGUGGUCCACAGGCCGGGGGCGCAGAUGGUCAUGGCGGAUUUCCUCUCCCGUCAGGGGGGGGAGUCAGCUGCAGGCUGGACGGCUCCCCGGCCUGAGUCGGGCGGUGGAGAUAUGUGACAGUGGGGGCGUGGUCAAGCAUCGUUCUGUGAAUGGAGGGCGGAGUCAGGGAAGACACAAACUUGCUGCACAGCUCUUUCUCACAAGGCUACAAGAGGAAAUGGGCGAAACAACACUUUCUUGUUAAGACACAGAUUAAGACACAGAUCAUUUACAGGGCAGGACAGAGAGAGUAACAGCGUGUAACACAACAGGAGCUUUAGUAUCUUUCUGAAGUGGAAUUGGUGUGGAGAUUUGCGAGUGUGAACUCAGGAUGAAGAUCCUCCUCAUCUUCACCCUCUGUCUGAUCUCAGAUGGAGGAGCCUCCAAGAAAGUAACAGGAUAUUCAGGAGGAGGAGUCCUUAUCAAGUGCAAGUAUGAUACAGAAUACACAGAAAACCCAAAAUAUUUCUGUAAGGGUUCAUCUCCAGGCUGUUCUGACCAAAUAAAGACAGGAGAUAAAAACAAGUGGGUAAAUUCAGGAAGAUUCUCAUUGUUUGAUGACACCAAAUCAGCAGAGUUCAGGGUGAUGAUCAGAGAGCUCACUGUACAGGACAAUGGGACGUACCAGUGUGCAGUUGAGAGACGUGCAGCGACAGACAUUUAUACACCGGUGGAACUGAAGGUCAAGGAAGGGGACUUGGUCUCUAGAGAAGUGAGAGCAUAUGCAGGGGGAGGAAUCAACAUCAAGUGCAGAUGUGAGGAUGAAGAUAAAGACAAACCAAAAUCUUUCUGUAAGAACAGAGCUGAUCAGCAGUGUUUUAAUCAAAUAACAACAAAACUAAACAGUGAAUGGUCAAAUGAUGGCAGAUUCUCAAUUCAUGACAACAGAAGUUCAGGAUUCUUCAGUGUGUUUAUCAGAGAGCUGAUUACAGAGGACACUGGAACAUAUUCGUGUGCUGUUGUUGUGUCUGAUGAGAUAGAGACCUACACUGUAGUGAAGCUGAAUGUAACAGAAGAUCUGUCCUAUGAGAAGUCCAUCAGUAAGACUUUUCAUGUCGGAGGAGAUUUGAACAUCAGCUGUAAAUACCCAGGAUCCCUCAGGAGUGACCCCAAGUUCCUCUGCAAGACGAGGCUGCAAAAAGCUGCUUGUUCUUAUAAAGAAUCUGUUAAAGAAAGUAGAAAGAAUAUAAAUAUAGGGAAAUUCUCCCUGUAUGAUGACAGAGCAAAAGACAUCUUCACUGUGAUUAUUAGAAAUGCGGUUGGGUGGGACUCUGGUGAAUACUGGUGUGGAGCUGAAGCAGCCUGGACAUCUGAUCAUGGAUACAAGGUUUAUUUCACACAGAUCAACCUGAAAGCUACUGAUCCUCGUGUCCCAGUUUCAACCUCGAAACCAACACAACCUUCAUCAUCACCGGCAUCGCCAUCAUCACCACCACCAUCAUCGCCAUCAUCACCGCCAUCACCACGACCAGCAUCAUUGCAAUCGCCAACAUCACCACCAUCAUCAUCAUCACCACUGCCAUCAUCACCGCUAUCACCAUCAACGCCACCAUCACCAUCAUCGCCAUCAUCACCGCCAUCACCACGACCAUCAUCAUUGCAAUCGCCAACAUCAUCACCACUGCCAUCAUCACCACUAUCAUCAUCAUCGCCACCAUCACCAUCGCCAUCAUCACCAUCAUUGCCAUCGCCAUCAUCACCAUCAUUGCCAUCAUCACCAUCAUCACCAUCCACAUCUCUACUUGUCACAAAUAAAUACAAGUCCGGGCCUACACCAGCUUUUCUUCCACCAGAUCAUCGUGUCCCAGUUUCAACCUCGAAACCAACACAACCUUCAUCACUGCCAUCACCAUCAUCACCACCAUCACCAUUGCCAUCAUCACCAUCAUUGCCAUCACCAUCAUCGCCAUCAUCACGAUCAUCAUCAUCAUCGCAAUCGCCAACAUUACCACCAUCAUCAUCAUCAUCAUCACCGCCACCAUCACCAUCGCCAUCAUUGCCAUCAUCAUCAUCGCCAUCAUCACCAUCAUCAUCACCAUCACCAUCCACACCUCUACUUAUCACAAAUAAAUACAAGUCCGGGCCUACAUCAGCUUUUCUUCCACCAGGAUUUCUAGUAUCCACUGUGAUCCCUGUGUCUGGAAUUCUGCUGCUGUUUCUGAUUGGAAUCUCAUUUGUUUUUGUGAUUGUACAAAGAAGACACAAGAUGCGAGCAGGUAGAGCUGCUACUGGCAGGAGUUCUGUUGAAAUCUCAGGAAAUGAACAUGAGGUUCCUCUUACUGUCUGUGAGUCUGAGGAGAUUGAAGACACCAGGCGACUUUCACACACCAGACUGUGAACUUCCACAGUUUAACUGUUCUGCUCAGCUACCAACAAUCUCCUCUGAUCCUCAAACUAUUGAUACAAACACAGAGUUACCCACAAGCCCCUGUGAUUCUGCUGUUCAUUCUACUGCUCAAUUACCCACAAUCCCCUCUGAUCAGGACAUCUACUCCACAGCUCAGUUACCAACAUGAGAUAGAAAAGCCUAUCUCGGCAGUACUGGACAUGAGGCAGGAAUACAACCUCUGAGGAACACCAGCUCAUCGUAGUCUCUGGAAUUUUCUAUAAUUUUACAAUAAUUUCAGAUUGUUGAUUUUUAAAAAAUGAUCACAGAUUGUGACUAUAUUCAUCUUUGUAUUUGACCCAUUUUGAAUAGCUAUAUGUACCAUAUGUGUUGUAUGUAUGGAGUGCCGUAUGUAUUGUCUGUGUGGACUAUGGUAUGUUUUGCAAGAAAUGCAGUAUGUAUUGUAUGAAUCGAGAAUGCAUUAUACUGAUUAUAAGAGUAUGAUUUUAAGUUGUAUCUUUACAGAUCGUGAGUGGGAGAAGGAAGAGAAAAGUAAAGACAUUCAUCUCAGCCUAUUAGCUUGACUUGCUCACUUCCCUUCUUAUUUUUCGCACGAUUGCCACCAUCUUGCUUUCUCUGAUAGUGACUACACUCAUUAUUACUGCUCUGCACACUGAUCUCAGCCAUCCUCAUGCUCUCUGUCACAGUAAAGACACUGAUUCAGUCAUGGAUUCUUUAUCAGUUAAAGGAGCACAGUGUAUUUUUACCAUUUAGAAUGUUUUUUUUUUUAUGUAGCGUUAAUUAAGCACUGUUCAGUUUUGAUGUUAUUUGCAGAAUG
Molecule: messenger RNA, 3399 nt
Organism: Neoarius graeffei (lesser salmon catfish)
Lineage: Eukaryota; Metazoa; Chordata; Actinopteri; Siluriformes; Ariidae
Product: polymeric immunoglobulin receptor-like
Exons: 10
Coding region: 567-2573 (668 amino acids)
Biological process (GO): regulation of DNA-templated transcription
Cellular component (GO): nucleus
Molecular function (GO): DNA binding; nuclear receptor activity
Source: RefSeq, a predicted model, not a curated record